UAUGGAGGGCGGAGCCUGGGCGCCGAGAGAGGGAAUUACCGUGAGCCGGUGAGUGGAAGCAGCCGCCGCCUCCCCGGGCAGGCACCCUCCCAACGCCGGAGUCUGCAGCAAGUGUUAAUGAGGGCAUAGUAUGUGCUGACCUUGCUGGAGGCCUGGGAUGCAAAGCUCCACCGGGGCCAUGUCAGAAAGAGAAGAGAGGAGAUUUGUGGAGAUCCCUCGGGAGUCAGUCCGGCUCAUGGCAGAGAGCACAGGGCUGGAGCUGAGUGACGAGGUGGCCGCUUUACUCGCUGAAGAUGUGUGUUACCGUCUCCGAGAGGCCACCCAGAAUAGCUCUCAGUUCAUGAAACACACCAAGAGAAGGAAGCUGACGGUGGAGGACUUCAACAGAGCUCUCAGGUGGAGCAGUGUGGAGGCUGUGUGUGGCUAUGGGUCCCAGGAGGCAUUGCCCUUGCGCCCCGCAAGGGAGGGUGAACUCUACUUUCCAGAGGAUCGAGAAGUGAACCUGGUGGAGCUGGCACUGGCCACCAACAUCCCCAAGGGCUGUGCAGAGACAGCUGUCAGAGUUCAUGUCUCCUAUCUGGAUGGCAAAGGAAACCUGGCACCUCAGGGAUCAGUGCCCAGUGCAGUGUCUUCACUGACAGAUGACCUGCUCAAAUACUACCAACAAGUGACCCGGGCUGUACUGGGCGAUGACCCCCAGCUGAUGAAGGUUGCUCUCCAGGACCUGCAGACAAACUCCAAGAUUGCAGCACUCCUGCCUUACUUUGUUUAUGUGGUCAGUGGGGUAAAAUCUGUAAGCCACGACCUGGAGCAGCUGCACCGACUACUGCAGGUAGCACGGAGCCUGAUACGGAACCCACACCUGUGCUUGGGGCCCUAUGUCCGAUCCCUGGUGGGCAGCGUGCUUUACUGUGUCUUGGAGCCACUGGCCGCCUCCAUCAACCCUUUGAAUGACCACUGGACUCUGCGAGAUGGGGCUGCCCUUCUACUCAGCCACAUCUUCUGGACUCAUGGAGACCUUGUAAGUGGCCUCUAUCAGCAGAUUCUGCUCUCCCUGCAGAAGGUCCUGACAGACCCUGUUCGGCCUCUCUGUUCUCAUUAUGGGGCAGUGGUAGGACUGCAUGCUCUAGGCUGGAAGGCAGUGGAACGAGUCCUCUACCCACAUCUGCCUACUUACUGGACAAACUUGCAGGCUGUGCUGGAUGACUAUUCCGUAUCUAAUGCCCAGGUCAAAGCAGAUGGGCACAAGGUGUAUGGAGCUAUUCUGGUGGCCGUAGAGCGACUACUAAAGAUGAAAGCUCAGGCAGCAGAGCCCAACCGCGGUGGCCUAGGCCAGAGAGGGUACCGACCUGCGGAGGACCUGCCUUGGGACAGCCUUCUCCUACAAGAGUCUCCCCCAGGGGGCAGCUCCGAAACAGGUUUUGGGUCUGGUCUCCUGCUGCCGUCAGGGGGUGCAGGACCAGAGGACCCUUCUUCCUUGACCCUGGCAGACAUCUACCGUGAGCUAUACUCCUUCUUUGGUGACAGCUUGGCCACCCGCUUUGGCACUGGCCAGCCUGCUCCCACUGCCCCACGACCGCCGGGAGACAAGAAGGAGCCUGCGGCUGCCCCAGAUUCCGUGCGGAAAAUGCCGCAGCUGACUGCCAGCGCGGUGGUCAGCCCUCAGGGUGACGAAAGCCCGUGCAGUGGGACCCUCGCCGCCGCCAACGCCGCCUUGGAGAGCAGGCCGCUGCCCCGUGUACACAGGGCGCGGGGCGCUCCUCGUCAGCAGGGUCCCGGCGUGGGAACGCGAGACGUCUUCCAGAAGAGCCGCUUCGCGCCCCGUGGCGCCCCUCACUUCCGCUUUAUAAUCGCAGGGCGUCAGGCCGGGCGGCGGUGCCGUGGGCGCCUCUUUCAGACUGCUUUUCCUGCACCCUAUGGGCCCAGCCCCGCGUCCCGCUACGUGCAAAAGUUGCCCAUGAUCGGCCGCACUGGUCGCCCGGCCCGCCGCUGGGCGCUCUCAGACUACUCGCUGUACCUGCCUCUGUGAGGCUGGCUGCUGCGCCUCCGAGAAUAAAUCCGCACCUGGAA
Grammomys surdaster is the source of this 2070-nucleotide messenger RNA. RefSeq names its product TATA-box binding protein associated factor 6 like (gene Taf6l). Lineage: Eukaryota; Metazoa; Chordata; Mammalia; Rodentia; Muridae. Gene Ontology annotation, molecular function: protein heterodimerization activity; RNA polymerase II general transcription initiation factor activity; transcription coactivator activity. The record is from RefSeq and is a predicted model, not a curated record. Gene Ontology annotation, cellular component: SLIK (SAGA-like) complex; SAGA complex; transcription factor TFIID complex. Gene Ontology annotation, biological process: transcription initiation at RNA polymerase II promoter; RNA polymerase II preinitiation complex assembly. The transcript is spliced from 12 exons. Bases 158 to 2029 code for a protein of 623 amino acids.